Molecule: messenger RNA, 1491 nt
Organism: Protopolystoma xenopodis
Lineage: Eukaryota; Metazoa; Platyhelminthes; Monogenea; Polystomatidea; Polystomatidae
Source: the annotation of a GenBank genome assembly
UUGCUGACAAAAAAAGAGAAUAAGUCAAUUUGUCUCGGCCAUGGUGGUGUCCCAGACCUCAGUAGCCUUGCCGGCAGUAAUGGAGGCGGUGGUGUUGGUGGUGGUGGCGGCGGGGCCUUUGAUGCCCAUGCUCUACCUGGGGUCACGAGCAGUGUGCAUGGUAGUGGGACAACGGCUCCAGUUGCCGGGGGCUGUGGUGGCACCGGUGGAGGAGGCACAUCCUCGAAUGCUUCCGACGUUUUUGCCGACGAAGUCUCCGACGACGACGACGAGGAAGAGGCUGAAGGCGACCAAGGCGAUCAGGCCGAUCCGGAGACGGUCGGUCCGGAGGGCUCUGGUGAAUUGGCCGACGAGUCUGGGUCCAUUUUGGCCACUGCCCUGGUCGACACCACGGACGCCACAUUGGCUGGUUCACAUCAACAACAUCUGCACCACCACCUCUCGCAGCAACUGGUCGCACCACCAGCACAGCUCCUGAGCCAACCUCAGCAUCACAGUCAGCACACACAACAACAGCAGCACCUGUUACAACAACAGCUGCACCUCACCCAACAUCCCAACCAACAUAGUCUGUCGCUGACGAGCCAAUCUCUGAUGCCCAGGCAUCACAAUGCCGAAUUGCCCGGCUUGCAUCCUGCCCAACUUUCUGUCUCGCAUAUGCCUCAUCUUCCCCAGAGCCUGGCUCCGCCACAUCCUCCUGCACUGUCCGGCCUUUCUGCCUCCUCCAUGCUAUCACAAGCUCCUCUCCAGCAUCAGCAGCCGAAGCCGUUGGUCUGUCAGUCGUCGCAUCUUUCCCACCCCUCAAACGGUUACCAAGCCCUAUUCUCCAGUCAUCUGGCUUCUCUGGCCGCCUGCCAACCCACCAACUCAAUCCCCAACUCUCUGGUAAACACAGACUCUUCCAGCGUUCCUGCUGGCCUCACAAUCGGCAGAGGCGCAAUAAGUCCUGUCCCAGACGCGGAGUCGGGUCAUUCGUCGGCCGUCGGCUCGCUGCGGCCUUCAUCGGGGCCGGAGCGCACGCUUUUGCUGGUACCAAGUGGCGGUACAAGCAGGCCUGGAGAUGAGAGGACUCCGGCCUGUCUCACUCCCGUCACCAGUCCCACCCCACGCGCCGGCAGCGUUCCAUCGGUUGGAGUUUUAUCCACCAACGACUAUCAUCACCCAACUCCGCUAACGGCCAGCGCGGCUAGAGACUCUCUGCUCUACAACCCGGCAACUGGCACCAACUCCUCUUCGCCUGGCUCCAACGGCGUCUGUCCUGGCGAGGUCGCCUCGCCUGGCAACACGGGUCCUCAUAUCUCCGCCCCACCACCAUCACUGACCGGCCAAAGUUUGCAGCACCAACAGCACCACCAGCAACAGUCUGUCUGUCUCUCUCUGCCGCAACUGAUGCCGUGCUGUCAGGCGUCGUCUCAAGAAUGCUCAAUGUCGACUUCAUCCUCGGUCGUCACGGCAGCCGCAGUCGCCGCCUCUAAUUCUCUAUGCGGUCUC